This is a messenger RNA of Trichophyton verrucosum HKI 0517, 552 nucleotides long. RefSeq lists its product as uncharacterized. Bases 1 to 552 code for a protein of 183 amino acids. The record is from RefSeq and is a predicted model, not a curated record. The transcript has 2 exons. NCBI's taxonomy places the organism in Eukaryota, Fungi, Ascomycota, Eurotiomycetes, Onygenales, Arthrodermataceae.
AUGCCCAUUUUUGAAAAACAAGACAACUUCCCUUCUCAUUGCCUUGCAUGUGCCAAAACUCGAGUACCAGCCCCUCCAGCUGUAGCAGAGACGUCGUGGACGACACAUAGGAGAUACUUGCGAUCUGGUAUUAUAAAUAUUUCGUGUAUCUUUGUCCUUAGCCGCAAAAGCUUUAACUCGUCAUCUUCCUCGCGUUCCGGUGGUGUCUGGUCUUCAAAUGGAUUACCACCAGCCAGCUCACUGUCUUUAUUUGGACUUUUCUUCUUCUCAUUUUCUGUUUCAUGGUCGUCCUCAUUACCUGCUGGUGAAGAUAGAGCGGUACUCAGGGAUGAUGCCGACGAAACGAAUGCGUGGCUGCUGGCCGCCUCCGAGAGUUCACCAUCUUGGUCCGUUAUUGACGAAGGUGUUGCCGCCUCUGCUGAUGGUGCGGAAGUCGGUGACGUUCCAUUUGUGGUACUCGGCGCCGCCAGAAGGCCUGUUGUCUGUAUUAUCGAGCCAUCCUUGCGCGAAAGUAUCAAUGUCGACUGUACCCCGGGCCGUGAUGUGAGGUGA